AAAUUGGUAUGUGUGGGAGGCAGAUGUGUUUCUUCUUUGUGAAGAGGAUCUGGGCACGUCGGUCAGAAGGUUGGUCUGCAGGUGCACACUCCUGUCUCUAAAGGAGUUAGCAGCACAACCAGGAUCAAAUCCUCACUCUGCCCCUAACUAGAAUGUGAACUCAGACAAAACCUUUAACCUCUCUGCAGAUAGGGUCCUCACCUUCAUAAGAAAUGCAGUAGUGUCUGCCUCUUGAACUUGUGAGGGAUAACAAAGUUAAUUUAUGUGUGGCCUUUGUAGCAGUGAGUAAUCUUUUUUGUGUUCUUAAAUGGUUACACAUCCAACUAUUCGAUGCCUUUAAGAGAAAAAGGUUAACUCAGUAUUCCAUUUGGAACUGUUGAUAGUGGAGAAUGUUGGAGAUCCCCUGACAUGAUACCUAUGGCUUAUACCUCCUAUUCCCAUGCAGGGUCCUCUUGUUCAGAAGACAAAGACCAAUCACUGAGAACACACAGCAUGGCCACCAAGGAUUUUGUAGUAGGGAUGACCUUUUUACUACAGACUGUAAUUGGAGUCCUGGGGAAUUUCUCUCUGCUUUAUUAUUAUCUCUUCCUCUAUUUCACUGGGUGCAGGCUGAGGCCUACAGAUUUGAUGGUCAUAAACCUAAUUGUGGCAAACUCCUUGGUUCUCUUUUCUACUGGAAUCCACUAUACAAUGUCAUCUUUUGGGCGGUAUCAUCAUCUUCAUGAUUUUGGAUGCAAAUUUUUCCCCUAUUUACGUGGAGUGGGAAGGGGUGUGUCCAUUGGCACCACCUGCCUCCUGAGCAUCUUCCAGGCCAUCACCAUCAGCCCCAUGAACUCCAGGUGGGCAGAUCUUAAAGUAAAAGCUCCCAAGUACAUUGUUGUUUCAGUUUUCCUGUACUGGGUUCUGCAAAUGCUGGUAAAUGUUAUUGCUCCUAUAUUUAUGUCUAGCAAUUUGAGCAACAAAAACAUCACAGACAGAAAGUUGUUGGGAUUCUGUUCCCAUCUUCAUCCAGAUAAAACCAAAGACUCAUUAUUUGCAGUGUUGUUAACAUCCCCUGAUGUUGUAUGUUUCAUGCUUAUGCUCUGGGCCAGCGGCUCCAUGGUCUUCAUCCUGCAUAGACACAGGCAGAGAGUCCGACAUGUUCAUAGGACCCCUGUCUCCUCCCGAUCCUCCCCUGUGUCCAGAGCUACCAAAACCAUCCUUCUCCUGGUGAGCACCUUUGUCUUUUUUAACACACUUUCCUCCAUUGUUCUUAUUGUUAUAUCUAUUUUGAACAAUUCCAGCUUAUUUCUCCCUGACAUCUAUGUAUUAAUCACUCUGUGUUUCCCAACUGUCAGUCCCUUCCUGCUCAUGAUCCGUGGCUCAAGUGUCUCCAGACUCAGCUUUGCCUGGAUAAGGAAUGUAAAAUGUCCUAAUCUUAUGGGAAAUACAUAAAUUAUAUGUAUUUUAAUAGUAUGAAACUUAACUUGUAAAUUAAUUAAAUUGUAUGUAUGUUAAAUCUAUUACACUAAAUCAUCCAGAAAUGAACUAGCAUAGAAUUGUAAGAAAAUUUAUGUGACUGGGCAUCAGGAGGUGGCAGGUCACCCCUGAAGCUGAAGCCAUUGGUGCUGGAGGGAAAUUCAGUCCAUGAGGAAGCUUGUGGGAGUCAGUUAUGGUCUUGUGCAUGACACCCCUGGAGAAGCAGUCAUUUAUUAGAAAUAUGAUGUUAUAAAUGGAUGAUCUUAGAAAUAAAUUCUGGUAGAAAUGACCAGAUUGAGCUGGGUGGGGCAAAGGAAUGCAUAUUACUUUUUAGCUUAUGUUUUAACCAUAUCAGUUGAUUGUGACUUUUUAAAAAAUGUGAAUUGCACAGAAUUGGUAUCUGUGGGAGGCAGAUGUGUUUCUUCUUUGUGAAGAGGAUCUGGGCAUGUUGGUCAGAAGGUUGGUCUGCAGGUGCACACUCCUGACUCUAAAGCAAUGGCGUCCAUGGUGGGGACUUCCAUAAAAUCUGGAGCAGUGCAAUGAGAGGCAUUUGAAAAGAAAAUAAGAAAUCUAUAUUAUUCAUGUGGGGUUUAGGGCUCCUUGAGUUUUAGAAAGCAAAAUGGAUAUAUCCUCAAUUUCCUGAGAGAUUUUUGUAUAGCUUUUUCUGGAUUUACAAUUGGAACUUGAUGCAAAGUAUUGACAAUUCAAUAAUUUGAGAAAGAAAGAAAUUAUUUUGACCUCAUGGGCCAAUUAUAGUUGUCAUUCAUCAAUCAAUAUACUGGAAGGUUGCACAUUAUAGAAAUUUAAAAUAAUACCAGUAAAAAUCUUAGUGUGUGCAUUAUCCUAUGUGUAUAUUGUAAUGCUAGUUGUUUAAGUGUUUAAAAUCCAUAGAAAUAUGUAUUAUAUGUUCAUUAUCGCACUGUAUCUCUUGAAAAAAUGA
Molecule: messenger RNA, 2398 nt
Organism: Phyllostomus discolor (pale spear-nosed bat)
Lineage: Eukaryota; Metazoa; Chordata; Mammalia; Chiroptera; Phyllostomidae
Product: vomeronasal type-1 receptor 4-like
Exons: 1
Coding region: 409-1434 (341 amino acids)
Biological process (GO): G protein-coupled receptor signaling pathway
Cellular component (GO): membrane
Molecular function (GO): pheromone receptor activity
Source: RefSeq, a predicted model, not a curated record